Molecule: messenger RNA, 4122 nt
Organism: Ceratitis capitata (Mediterranean fruit fly)
Lineage: Eukaryota; Metazoa; Arthropoda; Insecta; Diptera; Tephritidae
Product: probable serine/threonine-protein kinase DDB_G0282963
Exons: 3
Coding region: 2036-3961 (641 amino acids)
Source: RefSeq, a predicted model, not a curated record
CUGUGUUCUGCCAUCUAUCGUCUAUCGCACAUUGUCGCCUUUCGCCCGUCGUGCCCGUACCUGUGCGUUUACUCGCUCACUUGGGGUUGCUCGCUAUAGCGCUUUGCGUUCGCCUGUGUUCCCGUUCCGUUCGCAAUCGUGUCAGUCGAGAUUGAGAGUGCGAAUUUGGCCUACAGACCUAAUUUUCUGUCUGCAGCCAAAACAAACCCAAUUAAAUACCGAAAAUCAGUGUAAAAAUUUAAGUGAAAAUAGUUUUUAUUAAAAACAAAUACAUAAAACAAGUGCUACGCCAUGUACGAAAUACGAAAUACGCAAUAAAAAUGAUUUAAACAAGAAAAAAAAAAUAUAAUACAAAAUAAAAAUGUAAGAAAGCAAGAUAAUUCUGCUACAUUGGUGAAUUGUGUGCGAAUUGCACAAUUGUAGAACUUUUUUUCUACACUUUACACACAAAAUAAAAAAAAAAACAAAAAAAAAAAGAUUAAAAGAAAUACAUAUAAUAUAUACACACAUACAAAUUGAAGAAGUGAAGUUGAGCGCAGUGUCAGUCGAGUCUAUGUAGUGUAUUUCUUCUGUGCCUUUGGGGUUGGGGAGCGUGGUGAAGUGGUUUGGCAGGAAGGAAUUAUCGCAUAUGCGUUCGGGAGCAGCCGCGAAGUCCGCGUUAGUUGAAACGUCAAGUAGUUGGUGGUGUUGGGCGAGUAAUUGUGGUGCAUAGUUGUUAUUGUGUCAUAGCUACAGUUGGACUGUUCCAUAUAUACUAACGUACAUGCAUACAUACAUAUGUAUGUGCAUACAUAUGAAUGUAUUUAUGAAUGUACCUCGCCUCCCACCUUGUUACCCAAUCUAGUUAUACUUAAAUACAUACGUACAUACAUACAAACAUAUGUGCGCUUGCAGCUGUGUAUUCGACAUGAAAGGCAGGCUCUUCUGGCUAGCGGAGACGCAAGACGUCAGAGCACGAUAACUAGUUGUUACCGCUGCUGCUGCUGGUGCUGGUGCUGCUACAGCUGCAAGCAUAUUCGCAAAGAUAUUUUUUGAAUUGGACUGCAAUUUGCAAUUCCAUUCUGGAGCUUUCGCGGCGGUGCGGUUUUCAGUAAUGUUUCUCUUGUUAAUAAAUGUGUGCUAAUAGAACGGAAAUAAAGCAAGAAAAAAACAAAAAUAAAAAAAAGGUGAAAUAAAGCGGUAAGAGAAGCAAGUUGCACACAGUGCUCUAGUGAUAUUCAUCCGCCGCGGUGUACCAUUUGUGAUGAAAAAAAAAACAAAUUCAAUACCUAAUUUUAGAGGUUAAAAGACAAAGUGACGAAUGCUCUUUUUGUGAACUUUGCCAGGCUGGUGCACCAAUUUCAGCCAACACUAUGCUAUAGUGCCAAUUUCAAUUAAUUAUCAGUGUAUACACGAAAAGAACAGAUGUGAAUCCGCUCCAGACGUGUUUGUAUGUGUACACCACAGACGCCUAGGUUAACCCAAGUCAUCAACUUUAUGCAGACGAUGUCUCUAAAUGACUACAUAUACAUACAUACAUACAUACAUACAUACACACACAUGUACAUAUUACCUCAACACAGCAGCCAGCCAGUAACUGUAAGGAAGCUUAUUUAUAGUCAGCCAAGGAUUGGCACUCCAGCAAUACGGGCACAUCAUCAUUGCAGUGAAAGGAAGCAACAACAGUUUGAAACAAUUGCUCCGCUGGAAGUAGUCUGUGCAUUGGAGACCAAGUAUACUUACUGAAUAACGUCUGGAUAUUGUCAGCGUACUCGUGGUGUGAAAAUAAACUCGUAUAAGGAAGAGGAAUUGGAUUACAUUCUACCGUGUCCGUGUAUCUCUAUCUAUCUUGUAGUGUGGUGCAUAGAGAAUGUGAAGUAGGCGAAAAAGUGUAAAAGAAGAAGAAGCAGAAGCAGAAGCAGACAACAACGAACAAGUAGAAACAGUAACUUGUACCUGCCACUCAACAUACAUAUUUACAUGUAAACACAAAUAUAGAUAUUUACAUACUACAUAACCUCAAAAUUAAGUGUUUUUUAAAAGAGAGCGUCCAGCAAUGGACGACUACAGCAGUGUUCCAAUGCUCUCCAAUAGUGGCUAUACUAAUAGUGCCAACAACAACAUCAACAACAACAUCAACAACAACAACAAUACCACCGUACAAACACAACUACAAACACAUCAUCACAAAGAUCAAAUGCUAAGUGCUGGCAAUGUGCCAGCUACGCCCUUCAUCUAUGAACUGCCUGUUAGUCACAAAACCAAUAGCGGCAACAACAACAACAACAGCCAUUUGGUUAAAAACUCCACCAGUGAUUACACCGUCUUCACCAAUUGCAUACAACAAUCCACAUUGCUCGAUCAACGUACCGUGGAUGUGAGCAAUAUCGAUGGCGUCUCACUGAGCAGCCUCUGUGACCUGAAAUUUCCCAAUUCCCCAAUGGCGGAUAGUAAUUUUAAGAAUAUUUCACUCAUUAAUAUCGAGGCUAAUAAUGUUUUGGUGCCUGCUAAAACCAUAACAACCAAUGAAUUAAUUACCGAUGGCAAUGAUGGUGUCGUCGAGUCAACCUUUGCGAAUAUUUUAUAUGUCAAGGACGAUAUCGUUAUAGAGGCGAAGGAUAAGCAAAGUUGUGGCGUCGGCAGUGGCCGUGGUGGCGGCGGCAGCGAUACAGCGCAGGUAACACAUGUGACGCACUAUUUGCCCCUGAAAGUGAACAAUCCGCCAGCUGUUGGAGAAGCAAAGUUUUCAAAGGCCACAGUCACGGUCACGGCUGUGCCUGCUAAUGCUGCUGUUGCCGCAACAAGCGCGGUGAGUGCGCUGCCGAAUAACAGUAUGAUGACUGGCAUGUCGUACAACACAGUCGAAACGGUCGGGAGUUUAACGAAUGCUCCCGCUACGGCGGCUGCUGCUGCUGCAGGUGGUAGUCGUAUUGGCCGAGGCGGUGGCAGAGGUAGUAAAAGCAAUAGAGGCAGUCGGGUGGCGAGAGGACAUGGAAAUGGCAGAGGUGGUCGUGCAGCAGCAAAUCGUCAGCAGCAACAGCAGGUAAAGCAAACAGAAGCUCUUGGCUCGCCCAUACUGGCGUCAGCAGGCGGUAACGGUGAAUUUUUUAAAUGUGUGAGUCCAGGUAAUAAUUUCAAUGCUGUAAUUUUGGCGAAUAAUGAGCAUCACAAUAACGGUAGUAGCAGCAGGAACAACAACAAUACCACCAAUAACACCGUCAACAAUUCAGCUGAUAAUCAAAUAACAACAACAACAAUUUUAACAACAACAACGUCCCCAACAGUAAUGACAGACACUGCCAGCAGCAAAAUCAUCACACAUCCUAUCAGUAAUUUCAUUAGCAGCAGCAAUACUAACAACAACAACAGCAUAAGCAGCAAUCACAGCCAGAAUAGCAGCGCCAGUAGCGUUAGGAGUAGUUGUAGUAAUAAUAUUAACAUUAUUAGUAAUAAUAAUAGCCAAAUCAACAACAACAACAGCAGCAGCAACAUGCCAACAAUCAAUGCAAUUUGCAACAACAACAACAACCACAAUGUACAAAAUACAAACAGUAUUGCAACAAUGAGCCAAACCCGGCCAACCGUUUUGCAGUGCGUUGAUGAGGCGGCUGCGGCAGCGGCAGUGGCAGCGGCUGCGACUGCUCUUUCGCCUACUCAGUGCCCUGCCGGCGCUGUUAUAAUGUCCAAUUGUGUUCCUGAAGCCAACUGCAAUAGCAGUAGUAGUAGCAACAACAACAACAACAAUAAUAAUAAUACAUCAACGUUAUCACCCAGUUCCAUGGAGGCUCUAAUAGAGUCAGACAAUCAACAAAUAUCACAACAUCAACAACAACAACAACCACAACAACAACAACCACAACAGCUACAUUCACAACAACAUCAACAACUAUUGAACUCAUCUGUUAGCAUUGACGAUGAUUCGCUAUCGUCUAUGGACGAUCUGCUGGACGAUCAGGAGAUAAGCGAAGCCAGUUUCGGUUGACAAUAUUCUGUUGGUGCUGAGCUGUAAUUAAAUCAUAAUAAAUAUCUGCCUGCUGCAAGGAUUAAUGCUGUGUAAAUAAAAAAAGUUAUGACGUCAUUAAAUAUUUGCAGAUUAUGCUGGAAUAAAAGUGUUUUAAAUGGAAAACAAUGCUGGGACAUUAA